CCUAGGGUGACCAACAAGGUUGGCUCCAACGUCACCUUGAUCAAUGUCAUGCAGAUUGCCGGACUCAACACCCUCGGCAUCUCAAUCGCGCGCAUCGACUAUGCUCCCUUGGGCCAGAACCCACCACAUACGCACCCCCGCGCCACUGAGAUCCUCACAGUGCUCGAGGGGACACUAUACGUUGGCUUUGUCACAUCCAACCUGCCCGCCCCAGCCAGAAACAAGUUCUUCUCGAAGGUGCUCAACAAAGGUGAUGUGUUUGUCUUCCCCGUGGGGCUCAUCCACUUCCAAUUCAACCCCAACCCCCAUCAGCCCGCCGUUGCAAUUGCCGCGCUCAGCAGCCAGAACCCAGGGGCUAUCACAAUUGCCAAUGCAGUGUUUGGGUCAGACCCACCAAUAUCCGAUGAUGUUCUUGCCAAGGCGUUUCAGGUGGAAAAGAAUACAAUAGACUGGCUCCAGGCUCAGUUCUGGGACAACAACCACAACUAAGUGAAAGGUUGGCUGAUUACACAGAAGAUCAGUGCGCAAAUUAAGGACAUGUUUGAGUUUCUAGAUAUGUAUCCUAAUCUAUAAAAUAAAUGGAGCAUAUGCCAUUCCAUUCCGUGUCUGUAAUGAGUGAAUGUACUUCUACCUUCAGAAUAAUUGACAAUAUCGUUGUUUAUCACA
Triticum dicoccoides is the source of this 666-nucleotide messenger RNA. RefSeq names its product germin-like protein 8-11. Bases 49 to 489 code for a protein of 146 amino acids. Lineage: Eukaryota; Viridiplantae; Streptophyta; Magnoliopsida; Poales; Poaceae. The record is from RefSeq and is a predicted model, not a curated record. Gene Ontology annotation, molecular function: manganese ion binding. The transcript has a single exon.